CGAAUAGCAACACUAAUUUUACGAAAAGGUUUGGAAGCUACUGAUUUUCAUUUUCUCAAUGUUGUAAAAAUGACCGAGAAUUCGGAAGAAGCACGUUCAUCUCAGUUUUUCUGGAAAAUUGUCAGUCACAAGAAUACUUUGAACGAUUGUGGUCACUCGAGAGAUACAGCAAGGUAAUUGAGAGACUGCCUACUCCAACCUUUAGCUGCAGUUCAACAGAAAAGCUUCCUCCACUUCCCCCAGUAGCGAAGCCUGAAGCACCGUCUUCCCUCUAUGCUAUGGUAACAAGAAACGCAUUACAUCCUCCUCUUAUGAAUGCCUUUUCUUUGACGCAAGCAUCCCCGUUCAAGGAACAGAAAUACUGGCGUUCACCUAGUCAGUCUAUCGGGAACAAUUUCUCACCAAAUGCUGCCAAUUUAUCAAUCCUUACUCUGGCGAAGUGCGGCAGUUUAUCUAAAAGUGUCCGCAAAAAGGAGAGGGAAAAAGAUUACUCAGAUCACAUAACUAGUUUGAGAACCAUGUCACCCGAAAAACAGAUCAAUCAAAUGAAAGCUUUGGAGAAAGAAAGAAACGCGAAUCGUGGGAAACCAUCAGAAAGAGAUAUGGAAAGAUAUCAUUAUUAUAUAAGUAAGGGCAUACCAGAUCACAUGCUUGCUCCACUGCCUAUUGGAUUGUGGGAAAGAUUACACAAGUAUUUACCAUCACGUUUAACAUCAGUCUGGCCGACAGUUGUCAUCGAGCUACAACAACAAAUACAUGAAGAUUAUGAAUAUGCACUCAGAAAAUCUAUAGUUGACUACAUUCUGUUAGAUCCAGAUGAACGGAAACGACUAUUUAUAGAAUGGUUGCCCGUUCCAUAUCCAAGUUUUGUUGUUCGGGCCCCAGUACCGUGGCAUACAAGACGUAAAAGAGCAUAUGAAUUCUGCAAACGUUUCUUAUUUACAACAGGUCCGAUACCGUUAGCUUUACAAAAUAUUUGGUGUACAGAAUUCUCACAUCUACGUUUUGUAAAUUAUGACGAAUUAAUAAAUCUUCCAUCUCCUAUUGAACCGAAAGAAUUUGAAAGAUUAAUUACUGAACAGUGUCAAGCAACAAGGGAAAUUCUACGAAAAAAUUGGAUACCUAAAUGCGCACAAGCAUUCAUUGAAUUGCGUGAUACGUGGGCUUAUCUAUUGCCAGCUCGUUCAUCUGAUUCAAUGGAGUUGGUCAGAUUAUUUUUUGCAUGUAUUGCUGCUUUAAUGUCUGCACAGUUGCGCGGAAUGGUAAAUAAAUCUUUACAAGAUUUACUUAGUGUACUACAGAUACAUAGUGAUGGCAAUAGUUUUGAAGAACCAUAUGAUGAGUUAAAAUUUCUUCGUAGAUCACCAUUUUUAUUAAAAUUACAUGUGGCAGAUCCAAAAAUCAUAUUUGUACCUAGUUUUCGUGAGACAAGAGAUUGUAUACUACACUGUUUUCAAGCUAUCACAGAUGCUGCAGAAAAUUUGCCAAGGGUUGAAGUGGAUAUUUUCCCUGAACUACGUACACAUUCCUUGUAUCUCCGUUCAGUUGCAUUUGGUGAUCAAUCGAUAAUUGAGUAUACAGAUAAAGCAAUGGUUGUUUUUCGUGAUAAUUCUAUUGGGCCUAAAGAUUAUUUAGAAUUAUAUCGUCCAUAUGGGAAUUUAUUAAACAAUAAAGCGGAAUUGGAGUUAAGAAAUUUUCUUAAAGAACGUCACACACUACUAGCUGUUAAAAAGAAAAUUGAAAACUUGCAGGAUCUGAAAGCUGAAAUAUCGCUGUUACGACAAUCUGUACCAAUGAGUUUAUUUACUUUGGACUGUAAAGAUGUUAACGAGGAAUUGGCUAAUCGCGUUUGGAAAUUACGUGAUAUUAUAGGAUUAUCAAUUCUAUCUGCUGUGGAUGAUAUACAAGUUCUACUGGAUGAUCAUAUUAUCAAAGCUCAAACAAUGCGUAAUUCACCAUAUAUAAAACCAUUUGAAGAAGAAAUGAUAGCAUGGGAGGCGAAAUUAAUUUCAAUGAAUGAUAUAUUAGAUGUGUGGCUCAAAGUGCAAGCGACAUGGUUAUAUUUGGAACCAAUAUUUUCAUCUGAAGACAUUUUAGCACAAAUGCCAGAAGAAGGUCGUAAAUUUGGUGUUGUUGAUGUAUUAUGGCGUGAAAUAAUGACCGAAGCAGUUGCAAAUCCAAGUUGUUUAGUAGCCACCGAUCAAAGAGAUAUGUUGAGACGUUUAACUGAUGGGCUUUUAUUACUCGAAGAAAUACAAAAAGGAUUAAAUGAUUAUUUGGAAAAGAAAAGAUUAUAUUUCCCUCGCUUCUUUUUCUUAUCGAAUGAUGAACUGUUGGAAAUCUUAUCAGAAACGAAAGAUCCCCAAAGAGUUCAACCGCAUUUGAAAAAAUGCUUUGAAGGUAUUAAUCGAUUAAUGUUUACCGAACAACAAGAAAUUAUUGGAAUGACCUCAGCUGAAGCGGAAUCUGUACCAUUUAUUACUAAAAUUUAUCCAGCUAAAGCAAAGGGUAUGGUUGAAAAAUGGUUAUUACAAGUAGAAGAUAUUAUGUUAGGUAGCUUACGAAAAGUUAUUGCAGACAGUGUAUAUGCGUAUCCUCAAACUCCAAGAGAAAAGUGGGUACUGGAUUGGCCAGGUCAAGUUGUCGUUUGUGUUUCAUGUAUUUUCUGGACAGAGGAAGUACAAGAUUCUCUUGGUAAAAAUAAACUAGAUGAGUAUCUCACAAAGUGCAAUCGACAAAUUGAUGAUAUUGUACGUCUAGUCAGAGGACAUUUAACAAGUGGAGAAAGAAUAACACUAGGAGCACUAACAGUUGUUGAUGUACAUGCACGUGAUGUGGUCUCGUCCAUGGUUAAUAACAAAGUGAAUUCAGUUCAAGCCUUUGAAUGGUUAAGUCAGUUAAGAUACUACUUUGCACCAUUAGAAGCUACAAAAGUAACUGUAUGCCAAAUUACUACAGAAUUGGAUUAUGGCUAUGAGUAUCUGGGUAACACUCCACGCUUGGUUAUAACCCCACUAACGGAUCGUUGCUAUCGAACACUUAUGGGUGCUUUAAAACUGAAUUUAGGUGGUGCACCUGAAGGACCAGCAGGAACUGGAAAAACUGAAACUUGCAAAGACUUGGCUAAAGCUAUAGCUAAACAGUGUGUAGUAUUCAACUGUUCUGAUGGUCUUGAUUAUCGUGCAAUGAGCACAGAAUUAAGCUUAAACCCGACCUGCACAAUGUUUAUUACAAUGAAUCCUGGUUAUGCUGGACGUCAAGAACUACCGGACAAUUUGAAAGUUUUGUUUCGUUCAGUUGCUAUGAUGGUUCCAGAUUAUGCACUUAUUGGGGAAAUAUCUUUAUACUCCAUGGGCUUCAUUGAUGCUAGAUCUUCAGAUAGGUUAACAAAUCUAACUGAAUGA
Molecule: messenger RNA, 3404 nt
Organism: Heterobilharzia americana
Lineage: Eukaryota; Metazoa; Platyhelminthes; Trematoda; Strigeidida; Schistosomatidae
Source: the annotation of a GenBank genome assembly